AUGGUUGGGCGGACAAGCAAUGGAACGCACGAUUACGCAGGUGCUCCUGGUGCACCUGCUGCGUCCGGACGGAGGAGAGGAGCAGGGACGGUAAGUCAGCCAACCAACAAUGGUAUACUUGUAACCUAUACCUGUACUAUGACAUCAGCCAAGAGGUCUGGACCUUUAUGGCACAGGACAUAGUGGAAUUGGGCUAUCCUUUAAUUGUGUUUGCUGGUUCAAGCAUUAAGAUGUCAAUCAUGUUUAAAAAAAUGAAGUAUCAAGUAGGCCUACUUUUUCCCAGAUUACUUUUGUGGCUGUAGUAAGGUAAGCAAGCAUGGAUCAUGAAAUUCAACCACAGUUGUCUCUCUCUGACUAUGCAACAGUGCCAUUUAUGUUCUUGUAGAGCUAUUUAAAGAAAGACAGAUGUGGAGUCAGAGAGACUCUUAUAUAAAGUGGUAGAAAGAAAGAAAGAAAGAAAGAAAGAAAGAAAGAAAGAAAGUGAGAGAACGUCCAGGGGAGAGACAAGUAAAGAUAGAGAGAGGAGAGAGAAGUAAAGAUAGAGAGAUGGAGAGAGAGGAGAGAAAUGUAAAGUUCAGCAAGAUCCACUUCCAUGCCCUGUUCCUGCUGGUUCAUAGGAAUAGAAUAAAGUUAAAGUUCUCUAUAGGUUCCUGCUCUGUACUGUAUAUCAUUGUAAUUCAGUAGGAAACAGUAUAAUGUUCUCCGUAUAUUCUUAAACGGUCUCCUCUCCUGUCCUCUCCGCUUGUUUUCUCUCAUAACAACUGAUCCCCAAAAGCACUGGAUAGGUGUCUACCACUAUAACAGCCUCCUGCUGUCACCUAUCCUGAUGUGGUCAAGGAGGAAAGGUGACAAGAAACAGGAGCUGAUUAAGACUGUUGGGACACAGCACAGGGAGGAACCAUUCCAACCUUUGAACACAUAGUGGUGUCUCAAUAGUUUAUUCUAAAGAGGUUUCCCUUCAUCUGUGCUAAUGUGGAAGAACUGGGUAUAUGAAAGCAACCUCAUUAGUGUGCAUGUAUGUGUCAUGGUUAGUUUCACCUAUAAUGUGUUUUCAGAGGAGAGGAGAGCUACUGUAGACUAUUGAGAAAUAGCCUCCAAGACACUAACGCUCACUGCUAUCCUUCACUGAUGGUCCUAGCCAGCUCAGCCAAUCCAUGUCACCCAUGCAAAUGAGACAGUGAGAGCUGUGCAUUGAUUGGAGCUCUCUCUCUCCUCUUUGUCAUCGCCAUGGCGAGAGUUUGGUGGUGCUUGGCUGCUGGUCUGUGAGCGAGGGAUCACUCUGCCAAAGGGAGGAGGAGAGGGAAGAGAGAGGGAGAGUAUAAGGAGGGAGAGAGGAGAGAGAGUAGGGCAGAGUGGGCGGGGAUACAAGGAGAAGUGACGAGAGAGGGAGGUAGAGAGAAAUAGAGAGAGAGGGGGUGGGAGAGAGAGAAAUAGAGCGAGAGAGGCAUCAUCUCACUGAUGCUGAGUCACAGACAGGGGGUGCAGCCGCUGUAUCCCAUGAGCCUUUAGGGGAAACAUGGAGGAGCUCGAGCACACCUGCCCCCAGCUGUGCACGGUAGGGUGUGUGUGUGUGUGUUGGGGGGGGGGGCAGCUAGUCUCCUUGUUGAUAUGAAAAGGAUCCACUGUCUGUGUGCGUCUUUGGGGGAUGCUCUGAAUGCUGAGUGGACUGUGUGUUUCUAUAUGUUGGGGGAGGGUGGGGGGUUGGGUGUGUUUCGCAGUAUUGGCAGGGGUGUGUGUGUAUGUGUAUAUAAGCAGCCUAGCAUAGAUCUCCUGACAAGGACACAUAAGCUAGGAAACAGAGGGGCGAUGCCAGCCCCAUUCAGUCUCUCUCUCUCUCUCUCUCUCUCUCUCUCUCUCUCUCUCUCUCUCUCUCUCUCUCUCUCUCUCUCUCUCUGUCUCUCUCUCUCUCUGUCUCUCUCUCUCUCUCUCUCUCUCUCUCUGCCCUUGUCUGUUCGCAUUUCUCCCUUUUAUCCUUUGUGCCUCUCUCCUUCUCUCUUCAUCCCCCCCCUCUCUCUCUCCCCCCCUUUCUUUACUCCAUCACAGCGUUGUUGUUUUUUUAGUUAAUCCUUCUUACAAUAGAUGUUCUCUGCUUGUGCCGGUGUCAGGGCUGUAGUAAGCGCGCUCGCUGCGGUCACUCUGAUUGGCCGAUUGACCGAGGCAGCCGCCUGCACUUUGUCCGCUCUGGGCUCCUCCCCGAUCUCACCUUGCAGUGGAUUGUGGGAGAAACGUUGCCUCAGUGAGUCCUCCUCACUGUUCCGUUCUGCCCCAUCUGUUGCCAUGGGGUCGGGAGCUCACACAGUGGUUUCUAGCAGAGACAAUCUGAAGAUGUUAUAUUUUUUUCUCUACCUCCUCUCUGUUCUACCUCAUCCCUUAUCCAUAUGGAAUAUGGAGAGGGGGAAUUACCUUGGAAUAUUAAGUGUUAUGGGAGUGGAUCCAUGAUGUCACUGGGGAAGUCACAGGGGGAAGUCACUGUGGAUGUCACUGGGGAAGUCAUGCAUGUUACAUUUUCUCUUUCUCUCCCCCUCUAAAGAAUGAGAGCGAGAGAGAGAGAGAGAGAUGUCAACAAUGUAAACAUAUGUUUCUCGUGCCAAUAAAGCCCUUUGAAUUUAAUUCAGAGAGAGAGAGAGAGAGAAAGUGUAAUGUCUACUGUUAAUAUUUAUUGUUUAUUUCACUUUUGUUUACUAUCUACUUCACUUGCUUUGGCAAUGUUAACACACGUUUCCCAUGCCAAUAAAGCCCUUAAAUUGAAAUUAGAGAGAGAGAGAGAGAGAGAGAGAGAGAGAGAGAGAGAGAGAGAGAGAGAGAGAGAGAGAGAGAGAGAGAGAGAGAGAGAGAGAGAGAGAGAGAGAGAGAGAGAGAGGUUGAGUUCCAUUUUAGCCAGAAGCAAAUCAAUAGCACUGAGUGCUGUUCGUCCCAUCACAAUGUAAUCAAUAGUUGUGAUAUAAAAUAGAUAUUAGGCCUCAUAAAUAGUCUAAUGGACAUUACUAUGCCAGAGAGAGGGGAUGGCAAUCAAAAAGGGGACAUGAAUGUCAUUCAACUUUUUUCUCUCCUCCAUCUCUCGCUUUCUCUCUCUGUAUUUCCCGUCCCUCUCUGGAUCUCCCGUUCUUCUCUGUAUCUCCCGUUGCUCUCUGGAUCUCCCGUUCCUCUCUGGAUCUCCCGUUCCUCUCUGUAUCUCCCGUUCCACUCUGGAUCUACCGUCCCUCUCUCCCGUUCCUUUCUGGAUCUCACAUCCAUCUCUGAAUCUCCCGUUCCUCUCUGGAUCUCCCGUUCCUCUCUAGAUCUCCCAUCCCUCUCUCCCGUUCCUCUCUGUAUCUCCCAUUCCUCUCUGUAUCUCCCAUUGCUCUCUAUAUCUCCCGUUCCUCUCUCUAUCUCCCGUUCCUGUCUGGAUCUCCCGUCCCUCUCUGGAUCUCCCGUCCCUCUCUCCCAUUCCUCUCUGGAUCUCCCGUUCCUCUCUGGAUCUCCCGUUCCUCUCUGGAUCGCCCGUUCCUCUCUGUAUCUCCCGUUCCACUCUGGAUCUACCGUCCCUCUCUCCCGUUCCUUUCUGGAUCUCACAUCCAUCUCUGAAUCUCCCGUUCCUCUCUGGAUCUCCCGUUCCUCUCUAGAUCUCCCAUCCCUCUCUCCCGUUCCUCUCUGUAUCUCCCAUUCCUCUCUGUAUCUCCCAUUGCUCUCUAUAUCUCCCGUUCCUCUCUCUAUCUCCCGUUCCUGUCUGGAUCUCCCGUCCCUCUCUGGAUCUCCCGUCCCUCUCUCCCAUUCCUCUCUGGAUCUCCCGUCCCUCUCUGGAUCUCCCGUCCCUCUCUGGAUCUCCCGUCCCUCUCUCCCGUCCCUCUGGAUCUCCCGUUCCUCUCGGUAUCUCCCGUCCUUCUCUGGAUCUCCCGUCCCUCUCUGGAUCUCCCGUCCCUCUCUCCCGUCCCUCUCUGGAUCUCCCGUCCCUCUCUGGAUCUCCCGUCCUCCUCCGUCCCUCUCUCCCGUCCCUCUCUGGAUCUCCCAUCCCUCUCUGGAUCUCCCGUCCCUCUCUCCCGUCCCUCUCUGGAUCUCCCGUCCCUCUCUCCCGUCCCUCUCUGGAUCUCCCGUCCCUCUCUGGAUCUCCCGUCCCUCUCUCCCGUCCCUCUCUGGAUCUCCCAUCCCUCUCUCCCGUCCCUCUCUGGAUCUCCCAUCCCGCUCUCUGUCUCUCUCUCAUCCCUCUCUCCAUCUCUCUCUCAAAUUCUAUUUGAUUCUUUCUGUCUCUUUUGCUUUUCAGGUUUAUCACAUAUUUUCUCUCCCUUCUUUUCUUCUCCUCUUUGCCACUCUUUUCAUCUAUCAUGUGGUUCCUCUGUAAAUCCAAACCAUUUGUGGUUUGUUGAGACGAGUCAAAUGGUUUUGUAGAUGUGAAUUUGAUGCAAGUGCUGUUUUAAUAUGCUGAUGUUAGCGCUAUAACGCUGAACUAAUAAAGUGACUAACAGUUAAAUCUCUCUUUCUCUCUUUCUCUCUCUCGCUCGCUCGCACUCUCUCUCAAUUCAAUUCAAUUCAAUUCAAAGGGCUUUAAUUGCAUGGGAAACAUAUGUUUACAAUGCCAAAGCAAGUGAAAUGGAUAAACAAAAGUGAAAGAAUCAAUUAAAAAAAUUACAGUAAACAUUACACUCACAAAAGUUCUCUCUCUCUCUCUCUCUCUCUCUCUCUCUCUCUCUCUCUCUCUCUCUCAGAUGCUGACUGAGCCUGCUAUUUUUGCAAAGGACACCAGCUGUGAGUGCCGCGCCCCUCAUGAGAAACUCUCCAUCGCUCAGGCCCGCAGAGGGACCCCAAGUAUACCUCCUCUCUUCCUCUGUUCCGAGCUCCAUCCCUCUUUUAUCACUAUUCCUCCUCUCAUCCUCAUUCUUCAUCCUCUCCUCAGUAUUUUCACUCAUAACCAUCCCUUCUUCUUUUCCACAUCCUCCUCACAUUCACUCACUUUCUCCUCCUCCUCUCUCCUCUCCUCUGAUGGUGUUAUAUAUGUGCUAGAUGUAAACUCUGUGUGUGUCCUCUAGAUGUAAACUCUGUGUGUGUCCUCUAGAUGUAAACUCUGUGUGUGUCCUCUAGAUGUAAACUCUGUGUGUGUCCUCUAGAUGUAAACUCUGUGUGUGUCCUCUAGAUGUAAACUCUGUGUGUCCUCUAGAUGUAAACUCUGUGUGUGUCCUCUAGAUGUAAACUCUGUGUGAGUCCUCUAGAUGUAAACUCUGUGUGAGUCCUCUAGAUGUAAACUCUGUGUGUGUCCUCUAGAUGUAAACUCUGUGUGUGUCCUCUAGAUAUAAACUCUGUGUGUGUCCUCUAGAUGUAAACUCUGUGUGUGUCCUCUAGAUGUAAACUAUAUGUGUGUCCUCUAGAUGUAAACUCUGUGUGUGUCCUCUAGAUGUAAACUCUGUGUGUGUCCUCUAGAUGUAAACUCUGUGUGUGUCCUCUAGAUUAGAUGUAAACUCUGUGUGUGUCCUCUAGAUGUAAACUCUGUGUGUCCUCUAGAUGUAAACUCUGUGUCCUCUAGAUGUAAACUCUGUGUGUCCUCUAGAUGUAAACUCUGUGUGUGUCCUCUAGAUGUAAACUCUGUGUGUGUCCUCUAGAUGUAAACUCUGUGUGUGUCCUCUAGAUGUAAACUCUGUGUGUGUCCUCUAGAUGUAAACUCUGUGUGUGUCCUCUAGAUGUAAACUCUGUGUGUGUCCUCUAGAUGUAAACUCUGUGUGUGUCCUCUAGAUGUAAACUCUGUGUGUGUCCUCUAGAUGUAAACUCUGUGUGUGUCCUCUAGAUGUAAACUCUGUGUGUGUCCUCUAGAUGUAAACUCUGUGUGUGUCCUCUAGAUGUAAACUCUGUGUGUGUCCUCUAGAUGUAAACUCUGUGUGUGUCCUCUAGAUGUAAACUCUGUGUGUCCUCUAGAUGUAAACUCUGUGUGUGUCCUCUAGAUGUAAACUCUGUGUGUGUCCUCUAGAUGUAAACUCUGUGUGUGUCCUCUAGAUGUAAACUCUGUGUGUGUCCUCUAGAUGUAAACUCUGUGUGUGUCCUCUAGAUGUAAACUCUGUGUGUGUCCUCUAGAUGUAAACUCUGUGUGUGUCCUCUAGAUGUAAACUCUGUGUGUGUCCUCUACAUGUAAACUCUGUGUGUGUCCUCUAGAUGUAAACUCUGUGUGUGUCCUCUAGAUGUAAACUCUGUGUGUGUCCUCUAGAUGUAAACUCUGUGUGUGUCCUCUAGAUGUAAACUCUGUGUGUGUCCUCUAGAUGUAAACUCUGUGUGUCCUCUAGAUGUAAACUCUGUGUGUGUCCUCUAGAUGUAAACUCUGUGUGUGUCCUCUAGAUGUAAACUCUGUGUGUGUCCUCUAGAUGUAAACUCUGUGUGUGUCCUCUAGAUGUAAACUCUGUGUGUGUCCUCUAGAUGUAAACUCUGUGUGUGUCCUCUAGAUGUAAACUCUGUGUGUGUCCUCUAGAUGUAAACUCUGGUGUGUCCUCUAGAUGUAAACUCUGUACGUGUUCUCUCCAGUGGACCGUCCAGUGCGUGUAUAUGCAGAUGGAAUAUUUGAUCUGUUCCACUCCGGCCAUGCCAGAGCCCUGAUGCAGGCCAAGAACCUCUUCCCCAACGCAUACCUCAUAGUGGGAGGUAUGUACACACACACACACACAGAUAUGUACAGACAUACAUUUAUAAACAUGUGGAUAUAAUGACUCAGUAUGAAUAACUCAUAUAUGUUUUGCUAUCUGUUUUUGUGUACCUUUGUGACUUUGUGUGUGUGUGUGUGUGCGCGUGUGUGUGUCAGUGUGCAGUGAUGAGCUGACACACAAGUACAAGGGUUUCACAGUGAUGACAGAGGAGGAGAGGUACGAGGCUCUGAGACACUGUCGCUAUGUCGACGAGGUGGUCCGAGACGCACCAUGGACGCUCACACAGGACUUCCUGGAGAAACACCAGGUGUGUCUGGCUGUUCCCACCUGUUAAUUCAGCGCUCUCUGACUUGUGUAUGUAAAGACUAAUGUGCUAGCAUGCAUGUCUCUUUUCUAGGUGUCAGUUUAUCUGCAUGGGCUUUCUUUUUCUGUCUUCCUGUUCUGUGAUUCUUGUCUUCCUGUUCUGUGAUUCUUGUCUUCCUGUUCUGUGAUUCUUGUCUUCCUGUUCUGUGAUUCUUGUCUUCCUGUUCUGUGAUUCUUGUCUUCCUGUUCUGUGAUUCUUGUCUUCCUGUUCUGUGAUUCUUGUCUUCCUGUUCUGUGAUUCUUGUCUUCCUGUUCUGUGAUUCUUGUCUUCCUGUUCUGUGAUUCUUGUCUUAUUCUGUUCUGAUUGUUUCUCAGAUCGAUUUUGUGGCUCAUGACGAUAUCCCAUACUCCUCAGCAGGAACUGAGGACGUCUACAAACACAUCAAGGAGGCAGGUGUGUGUGUGUAUGUGUGUGUAUGUGUGUGUGUGUGUGUGUCUAAACUGUAUUCACAAUCAGUUAAGUAUUGCGUAGCCAUACCUUGAAAUCACAUUGUUGUCACGCCUCCUUUGGAGAAUUUUGUAUUAGCCGAAAUGGCUAGAAUGGUCCGCUACAAUUUUAUUAGAUGUUACAUCUCAAGAACCCUCCCCACAUGCCCGUAGGAGGGGUGCUGCGUGUUAUGUUCGUCACUGUUUUCCGACUGCAGAGAGUUGUUGCGUACCGUUAUGCUAGUUUGCAAUAUUGCAGAAUAUAGAAGAAAACCAGGAGGAAAAAGGUGAUUGUGUUUUUCCAGAAGUGUGCUGUAGUCGAUGAAGACAUUACAACUCCUCUGCUUGAACAUAUGCCUGUAUGGCUUCAACACUCUCCGCCCAAGCAAGCAAGGCAUUUGAUUGGUUUGACGUGUUGCGAGGCGUCACUUAUUUACACCGGGUUUCCUCCCCUUUCUAGCUACUUUCUGCCAUUGACUUCACCAGGCUUUCCGAUUAGGGAAGGCUGAUUCUCCACGAGGCUAACGAUCAGUGUAUGUGUUCCUGUGUGUGUGUUUAUUUAUAAUGUAUGUUUGUUAUGUGUGUUUGUGUUUCCAGGCAUGUUCGUGCCGACCCAGCGGACGGAGGGUAUCUCGACCUCUGACCUGAUCACUCGUAUCGUACGAGACUACGACCUCUACGCAAGACGCAACCUACAGCGAGGCUACACCGCUAAAGAGCUCAACGUCAGCUUCAUCAACGUAAGUGUAUCUGUGUGGUGUCUACCCUGAAAUGAACUGUCGCUUUUGUGCGUAUGUGUGUCUGUGUACACUGGGAACAUAACGGAUGACUUUCAAAAAACACACAGACAUACAAUACAGCCAACCUUCCUCCAACCUCCUUCCAACCUUCCUCCAACCUCCCUCCAACUUCCCCCAACCUCUCUCCCUCCAACCUCCCUUCAACUUCCCUCCCUCCAACCUCCCUCUAACCUUCCUCAGGAGAAGAAGUACCGCCUGCAGAACCAGGUGGACCGUAUGAAGGAAGCAACAUUCCUUCAACCUUCCUCCAACCUCCCUCCAACAUUCCUCCAACCUUCCUACAACCUUCCUACAACCUCACUCCAACAUUCCUACAACAUUCCUCCAACCUCCAUCCAACCUUCCUCCAACCUCCCCCCAACCUCCCUCCAACCUCCCCCCCACCUCCCUCCCUCCAACUUCCCUCCAACCUGUUGAUCAUAUCACUCCAUAGUUUUACGUUCUCCCUUUUCUCCAUCCUUUCUUUUAGUUUUUUAUCUCAACUAGGGUAAACAUGAUAGAAGGUAUUUCACAGCGAUCUUUUGCAGUGUGAUUUUUUGCUGUGUUAUAUUCAGUGAGCAGGCCUACACUGUCACAGAGCUCUCCAGAUAGAGACUGAAUUCAUAGACAAACAGACACAGUUCUCUAUCCUAUAGAAUAAGAUAAUAGACUGUGUCUGCCCUAUGCAUUCUGUUUCUACCUGCAUCAUUCUGUAACAUGGUGCAUGCUGACUGACUGUGCCCUAGUGGAGACUUAACAGAGAGAAACACUGUCCUCUAGAGGAGUAGUAGUGUGACUGCAUCCUUCCUGGGAGACAAGGAGAGAAGGCCACUUGAAGGGCUCCACACAGUCUACACAACAGAUCCGACGGAGCUUAGUUUGCGUAGCUCUCUACGUAAUUCUACGUACUUUUGUGCGGCUGAAUUUUUGGAAAGCAUGAAAUCACUGUGGAGAGUCCGUUCGACUAUUGAGAUGCACCCCUUGCCAUAGCGACUGCAUAAAUGAAUGGAUGUUACAUUUCAACGAUGGUAACGCCAAGGAACUCAGCUCCCUCCAACAUUCCUCCAACCGUCCUCCAACCUCCCCUCAACUCCCUCCCUCUCUCCAACCUUCCUCCAACCUCCCUUCCUUCCUCCCUCCAACCUCCCUCCAACAUUCCUCCAACCGUCCUCCAACCUCCCCUCAACUCCCUCCCUCUCUCCAACAUUCCUCCAACCUCCCUUCCUCCCUUCCUCCCUCCAACAUUCCUUCAACUUUCCUCCAACCUCCCUCCAACUUUCUUCCAACCUUCCUUCAAUGUUCCUCCAUCCUCCCUCCAACCUCCCUCCCACAUUCCUCCAACUUCUCCCAACCUCCCUCCAACCUCUCUCCCUCCAACCUCCAUCGAACCUUCCUCCAACCUUCCUCAGGAGAAGAAGUACCGCCUGCAGAACCAGGUGGACCGUAUGAAGGAGAAGGUGAAGACGGUGGAGGAGAAGAGUAAACACUUUGUCUACCGUGUGGAGGAGAAGAGCCAUGACCUCAUACAGAAGUGGGAGGAGAAAUCACGGGAGUUCAUUGGUAACUUCCUGGAACUGUUCGGCCCAGAUGGAACAUGGGUAAGUCAGGCCUGUCUCUAAUGCUCCGCUCUUUGUUCACAAAUCUAAUCUAUGAACUAAACUGUGCACCUCCAACUAGACUUUGAAGUGAAAGUACUCUCACACACUGGUCUCUCUCCCCCUCCCUCUCUCUCCAUCCCUCUCUGCUCUCUGUCUCUCUCGCUCUCUCUCUCCACCCUAUCCUCUCUCUUCUCUCUCCCCCCUCCCUCUCUCUCCAUCCCUCUCCGCUCUCUCUCUCUCUCUCCAUCCCUCUACCCUAUUCUCUCUCCACUCUCCCCCUCCCUCUCUUUCCAUCACUCUCCUUUCGCCCUCUCUUUCCUAUCUCUCUCUCUCUCUCUAUCCCUCUACCAUCUCCCUCUCUCCCCUCUCUCUCCCUAACAGAAACAGGUGUUUAGUGAGCGUAGUGGUCGGAUGAUCUCCUACGCUCUGUCACCUCGCGGGUCGCCUAGCAACAGUCCACCCCGGCAACUGUCUCCAUCCCGUUCCCCAUCUCCUCCCUCUCGCUGGUCUCACCCCAGGCCAGUCUCCCACUCCUCACACAAAGGAGCCUCAGCCUCCUUCAGUAGCAUGAGUGAGGAAAAUGAGAAUGGGAAGUGUGAAACACAAUGCCGUGUUCAAAACAACUGGGAACUCGGAAAUCUCUGACUUCUGACUUUAGUACAUUCAAGACAACUCAGAAAAAAACGUGGGGGGAAAAAACCAGCUCCGACUGGGAAAAUCGUUUUUGAACGGUCGUCUUACAUGCUGACCAGACCGUGCGCGUGUUGAUUUUGUCCACCGACACCAGACGCGAUCAGGACACGCAGGUUGAAAUAUCAAAACGAACUCUGAACCAACUAUAUUCAUUUGGGGACAGGUCGAAAAGCAUUAAACAUUUAUAGCAAUUUAGCUAGCUAGCUUGCUGUUGCUAGCAAAUUUGUCCUGGGAUAUAAACAUUGGGUUGUUAUUCUACCUGAAAAGCACAAGGUCCUCUACUCAGACAAUUAAUCCACAGAUAAAAGGGUAAACCGAGUUUGUUUCUAGUAAUCUCUCCUCCGUCAGGCUUCUUCUUCAUCUUUGGACUUUAUAUGGCGGUUUGCAACCAACUUUAAGGUGCAUUACCACAACCAACUGGACUGGAGUGUGGACCUCAGUUCAUCUUUCAAUCACCCACGUUGGUAUAUGCUCCUAAAAACCAAUGAGGACAUGAGAGAGGCAGGACUUGGAGCGCGUCAAGCGUCACAAAUAGAACCAAGUUAUAUUUUAGCGCCUGGCUACGUAGACGCUCGUUGACGCGCGCAAUGAUUGAAUAACAUGUAUGUGUACGUUUAUUUUGCAACACGCGCGCACGCGACGGUCAGCAUGUAACUCGAAAUUCCAAGUUGGAAACUCUGACAUCUUUCUAGAACUCCAACUUUCCGACAUGAAGAUCACUGACGUCAUGAUUUGACCUCGUUUUUUUCAGAGUUCCCAGUUGUCACCCCCCACCACACACACACACACACAAUCUGACAUCUUCUUCCACACACUGGCAGCAAUGACUGGAUGCUGAAACUGUAUCUACCAGGAAGUUGUAGAUAUGCAAGACAGAAGGGGGUCAUGGGAAAUGUAGUCUAGUGCUGUAGCACAAAGAAGCCAUCACAGUCUCUGUUGCCUGGGCAACGAAGCAGAUGGGAGUGUAGAGACGAUGAUGCGACUGCUCUGUUUUCGAUUGCUCAGGUCUGACAGAGGCGGUAAAUAAAAUAGUGCCUGUUGAUCAUAUCACUCCAUAGUUUUACGUUCUCCCUUUUCUCCAUCCUUUCUUUUAGUUUUUUUAUCUCAACUAGGGUAAACAUGAUAGAAGGUAUUUUACAGCGAUCUUUUGCAGUGUGAUUUUUUGCUGUGUUAUAUUCAGUGAGCAGGCCUACACUGUCACAGAGCUCUCCAGAUAGAGACUGAAUUCAUAGACAAACAGACACAGUUCUCUAUCCUAUAGAAUAAGAUAAUAGACUGUCUCCCCUAUGCAUUCUGUUUCUACCUGCAUCAUUCUGUAACAUGGUGCAUGCUGACUGACUGUGCCCUAGUGGAGACUUAACAGAGAGAAACACUUCCCUCUAUAGGAGUAGUAGUGUAACUGCACCCUUCCUGGGAGACGAGGAGAGAAGGCCACUUUAGGCUAUUGAGAUACACCCCACUGAAUCACUAAUUAUUCUGUACCAGAUUAUUUGCCAUAGGGACUGCAUAAAUUAAUGGAUGUAAAAAAAAAUGGGGGGCGGGGGUGGCAGGUAGCCUAGCAGUUAAGAGCAUUGGGCCCGUAGCUGGUUCGAAUCCUCGAGCUGACUAGGUGAAAAAUCUGUUGAUGUGCCAUUGAGCAAGGCACUUAACCCUAAUUUCCCUGGAUAAGAACGUCUGCUAAAUGAUUAACAUUUAAAAUUUAAAUUUCAACAAUGGUAACACCAUGGAACGCAGUACCUGAUUGGUGAUUGCACAAUUAACAGAACACUUGGAACUUCAGUAUCAGGGAGGUUUGUCCCCCCCCCUUUCCCAAUAUGGCCGCCUGCCCGGCCCAUCUCUUGUAAACAGUGCAAUCAACUAGAGAAACUGAUCUAUCAAUUCUGUAGCGUUUAGAAUGUACAAUUGUGACUGAGCUUAUUCAGGGGACUUCCUUAGAGACCAGAGAACAAAGGUUGUAGUCCAGAGAUGGCCAGUGUUAUCCACAAAGGGCUGGCAUGGCCAUGGCAUCAGGUUGUGUGUUACAACUUGGCUGGAACAAAAACCAGUACCGGGCUUUUGUGGAUUGCCUUGUUCACCUCAGCCGUGGUAGAAUCAUCAUGGUCUCUGGCAUAGCUAGUCACAACACCACACAGAACUGUGAACUCUCUUCAACUCGAUGUCUCUCGCUAUGACACAACUGUUCCACAGCGGAAAGCCACAUGAGAGCACCUGAAACCACUUGCUACCACACACCUCCUGAUCCGCCUUGGAGACGUUCUUGUCCUGUAUGUAACGUAUGUAACCCUGCAAUGUAUGUACAAACUUGGGAAGUCUGUUUCUGUUUGUAUUGUCUUAUUUUCUAAUGGCUUAAUAUGUAAAUAAAUAGAAAAUGAAAAUCAUUGAAAGAGAAGCAGCUUGGUGAUUGUUUCCUCUCAAUCUCUCUUUUUCAUCAGAUACAGACUCGCUGCACAGAACAGAACAGAGCAGAGAAGAACAGACCAGAGCAGAACAGAGCAGAACAGACCAGAGCAGAACAGACCAGAGCAGAACAGACCAGAGCAGACCAGAGCAGAGCAGAGCAGAGCAGACCAGAGAAGAACAGUGGCAGUUGUUUUCCUUCUUCUUAUUGUAGGUUUGGAUAAUUUACAGUAGGUAUUACAGUAGGUAUUGCAAGCUUGAGCUCAUUCUGAAUACCUCUAUGUUGUUGUAUGUGACUGUGUGUAUUAGCUAGCCAAUACUGUACCAUGUAUACAUAUAAAAGUUAAAGUUUGUUUUGUGACAGCGUACGUAUGCAUGAUCUUUCUCUACUGGGAGGAGGUCAUGCAUGCCAAGUGCUCAGUCAUCUCCUUACAUCAGAGAUACAGUAGGGAUACAGAAGGGAAAUCACUCAUACACACACAUGAUAACAUGCGCACUAUACACACACGUACACAUGGAUUUUGUGUUGCAGAUAUGUGGUAGUGGAGUAGGGGCCUGAGGGCACACGCUUAGUGUGCUGUGAAAUCUGUUAUGAAUGUAGUGUAAUGUUUUUUUUUAAAUGGUAUAACUGCCUUAAUUUUGCUGGACCCCAGGAAGAGUAGCUGCUGUAUUGGAAGGAAGUAAUGGGGAUCCAUAAUAAACCCCAGGAAGAGUAGCUACUGCCUUGGCAGGAAGUAAUGGGGAUCCAUAAUAAACCCCAGGAAGAGUAGCUGCUGCCUUGGCAGGAAGUAAUGGGGAUCCAUAAUAAACCCCAGGAAGAGUAGCUGCUGCCUUGGCAGGAAGUAAUAGGGAUCCAUAAUAAACCCCAGGAAGAGUAGCUGCUGCCUUUGCAGGAAGUAAUGGGGAUCCAUAAUAAACCCCAGGAAGAGUAGUGCUGCCUUGGCAGGAAGUAAUGGGGAUCCAUAAUAAACCCCAGGAAGAGUAGCUGCUGCCUUGGCAGGACGUAAUGGGGAACCAUAAUAAACCCCAGGAAGAGUAGCUGCUGCCUUGGCAGGAAGUAAUGGGGAUCCAUAAUAAACCACAGGAAGAGUAGCUGAUGCCUUGGCAGGAAGUAAUGGAGAUCCAUAAUAAAUACAAAUACAAAAUACUCCAAGCCGGCUCAUACAUUACCAUACUGUAUAUACUGUAGAUACUAUAUAAGCCACUAAUACCUUCCCUACAGCUAACUUAUUUUAGGUGCAAAUGAGGAUAGCUAGAAACGCAAACAAACAGGCAAAUCUUAUCUCAGAGUUAACUGUGACUAUUGAUACUAUUGAUCAGUCCUGUAUGAAAUGUAAUCCUCACAUGAAGACGAAGUGUACAUAUAGCCUGUGACCUUUUAAAACAAGAGAGGGAGGAAAGAGCCCUCUCCGAAAUAAUCAUCAUCCAGUUACACUAAAAUAAAAAGACUGAAAAAUGGAAGUAAAAAAUGUAUGAUCAAAAAGCAACCCUGUUCCCAUGCAAAAUAAUACCUGUUCCAGAAAUACAUGAUAUUUGUUUCCUAAACCGCCAUUAAAGAGCAAUUGCCUUUAAAAAGCAAUGAAUCCCUUUGAAAACGGCCUAUGUGGAAUCGAUAUGAGUCAGAAACAGUUAUUCUAGUGUCAAAAUUGACUACAAAGUGUAAAUAGUAUCAUUUUGGUCAUAAAGACAGUCUCGUCUAAAACUGAGUUUGGAACAUCCGUAUGUCACAAUGGUUAAAUAAAGGUUGGGUUUCGAUUUGACAAUGUCCCACUAACAUGGGGUGAACAGCUGUGGUGAUCGCUCGCUAUCCAAUAGCAUAGAUAGACAGUGAGACAGACGUGCUCCGCUGCUCCGACUUUGUUUACAUAAGACAACACGUCACAAAUGUAUUUACUUGAAUAAUACUGCACUAAACACCUUAGAUGUAAAACUGUGCAACUAAAACAUCCUCGGCAAAAACGUAAAAAUGUAUUACAGAUUUCUUGAGUUAUUUUAGAUUCAUUCUAGGGAUUUAGAGGACGUGAAAUAGGCUUCCGCGUCUACAGUGUCUCAUGGGGGACAAACAUCAUUAACCAAACACAGAAUUGGUCAGGAAACAUACCUCCAAGACUGAAAUCUCUUUAUUCUAAUGAGCAACAGAAAAAAACAUGUGCAAAUCGGCGUGUUCAGUCGCUCUUUAACUCCUGCACAAACAAUGGAAUUUCAAAAUGGCCGCUUUGUUAUGCCACUACAACACCACAGAAUUUCUUCUUGACACUUCGAUGAAAAUACUAAUUUCAUCCAAUCCCUUACAUCAUUGAAGAACAUAGAUUAGGGGCUAAAAUAGAUUUGGUUGGGGGGGCCCCCACCUCACAGCAAAACAUUUUAGUGGCCUCCCUUUCGACAGUGGGGAGAAAAAUUCAUGUUUAAAAGUUAAUUUCCUGCAAUUCUACACAUUUUGAUAUGGGCGGAGAGAAGGUGUUGCAAUUUAAUAACAGAUUUCAUGUAAUUCUACUCAUUUUGCCAUGGGGCAGAGAGACCAUUUUUGCAGUUUUACAGCUAAUUUCCUGCAAUUCUACACAUUUUGUAAUGACUUAUGCCAUGUUCAUAUGAUAUCUGACUGAGAAUCACUAACAAAAUCAAUGGGGGCCCCCUGGAGGUCAGGGCCCCUGGGCACGGUUGGUAUUGGGCUAUGAUUACUAUAAGUUAGAUAGGUGGCAAGACUAAGGUAGUGGGUUCGAUCCCCGGGACCACCCAUACAUAAAAAUGUAUGCGCACAUGACUGUAAGUCGCUUUGGAUAAAAGCGUCUGCUAAAUGGCAUAUUAUUAUUAUUAUUACUAACUACCAAGCUAAGAAUUGUUAGCUGACAUGGCUAAUUGAGUGACUGUCAGUUGCUAGGUUUCCAUCCAAUUGGCGACAGAUUUUCAUACGAAUAUUCUAAAAUCUGCAUAAAGAAAAUAUGCGCAUGUUUCCACCAAAGUACUUGUUACAGAUAAAAAUCAGUGUGUGGUGAUGUAGUGCACACAAAAUGUACUUUUUCACUUAAGUUUUCAUGUACCGAAUACAAAUCUAAAGUUCAAUGUGUUGCCAUCGCAUUUUCAACUCUACCGCUAGGUUUGUCACAUAAACGGUUCCGUUACAUAGCAAAUGUGCCUACUCUGGUCUUGGUGUAAUAUUCAUGUGUCAGCAUACUGAAUUAUAUAUAAUGUCCUGCAUUCUACUGUCGUAUGAUUGGUUAAGACCACCCAGGUGGUGAGGUCAUUCUUCAAGAUGAUCAUGGCCGGAGAUAAAUUAACACGGCAGUUAUAUCUAGCUAAUAAAGAGAUACGUAUAUAAAGAUCCUGUCGUGCUGCAUUUUAUUAUUUUGCAUAAGGCAUACAAAACAAGACAUGGUGUCAGAGUAAAAGGACUAAAAUAUGGAUUUUGCUGGAGUUCCUUCACCUCGAAUGGAUUGGGGGUCUACAAAUCUACCCGAUGCAUGGCGUAAGUUCAAACAGUAUGUGGAGCUAAUGUUCACCGGUCCUCUGAAGGAAAGCGAGGAAGAGGAAAAGUGCAGCUAUCUGCUCCUCUGGAUCGGUGAAAAAGGGAGAGACAUUUACAACACAUGGACACUUACCGAGGCUGUAUCAAAGGUACUGAAAACAUACUACGAUCGUUUUGAAGCAUAUGUUGUGCAAAAGACCAAUACAAUUUUCGCUAGGUACAAAUUCCAUGAGAAAAUACAAGGCGCUAGCGAAUCGUUUGAACAGUUUGUCACUGAGCUGCGUCUGCUUGUGAAAGACUGUGAUUAUGCAAACAAGGAUGAGAUGGUCAGGGACCGUAUUGUGGGGUUCUAUUUUCUCAUAACUGGAUGGGAUGACUAACUUACAAAGAAUGCAUUAAUGAUUAAAGCAUAAAAAGUUUAUACUGUACUGAUAUGAAUUGUUUCACAUAACAGGCUGUGAUUCAUGUGAGGAACGUUAGGGGCUAGGAUGAGAUAAAACGUGUAUUUCUUAUAGAUAAGACUUGUAUUUCUCACAGAGACUACACUGCUUCUUUGUGAUCUGUGAACCGUCCAAGGACAUGGGUACUGCAAAAAGUGAUGACUCUACAGGUUGUUAUGAUAAAAACGUAUGCCUGGCAACAGGGAUGCGCCAAGAGGCUGGGACCAGCCGGUGCGCCAACGGAUUGGCUGAGUAAGUCUAAACCACGCUCAGUUUCUACUCUGAUUGGCCAGCAGAGAGCGGGAACUAAAAACUGUCAGAGUAUUUGAAGAAGAACCUGUAACAAUGGAUUAGUUCUCUGUCUGCCCUGCGUGGUAUUUCAGUGAGCCCGUAUACAAACCAACAUACUUAUCAUACAUACAUUUUGCAUAUAAUAAAUUUAGCUUGGAUUGAAUAUCUCUUGAUUAUGUUUUCUCUUAUUCCAAUACCAGAUUUGAAUUAUGAAAUUUCUAACAGUAUUGUAUUUGGAAUACACUCACCGCGAGUGAGAGAGAAACUUUUGAAUGUUGGGUCUGAGCUAACGGUUGACAAAGCUAUCGACAUAGCCAGAUCUCACGAGCUAACACAGGUUCAGAUGAAAACCAUUUCUGGCGGCACCACGUGAACAAGCAGUGGACGCAGACAGAGCAUGUCAAAGAACGGAGAAAGACAGAACUCCAAAACAGAGCGACACAGACUCCAAACGCCCCAAAACAUGUGGAUAUUGUGGAUACAAAGUGCAUGGCGAACAGGGAAAUUGCCCAGCUAAAGGCAAACAGUGUACUAAAUAUGGAAAAUUGAAUCAUUUUGCAAAACGUGCACAGAGACAACAACUCCAAAAGCGAUGCUACGACAGGUCAGCUAGACCACUGCCACCACUGAACGACGGAGUCAGUUAGAAUCCAGGAGCAUGGCUACUGGAAGCCAUCAGUCGUCACUGAACGUUCAUAUCACGUUCGCACCGCAGAAGGAGUGGUGUACCGCAGCAAUCGUCGUCACCUACAGAACACAAAAGAACAACACACUGACGAGAUGAACUGUUCCCCUGAAAGAGAACGGGAUGGACUAAACACAAGACACAACACAACAUACACCAUACUUACCUGCAACACCACAAUAACUGUUGAGUGACACAGAAGCAUGCUCAGCUUCAUAUCACACAAGGUCAGGAAGAGAGGUCAAGCCUAGAGCUGUCCUAGACCUGUGAAAUGUCAACGGGGUGCAGGCGGAUCGCUGCCCUAAAAGAGUUCCGGACUGUAAACUUGUUAUUGAAAAGUUAACUUGAAAUGCUUUGGUAUUGUAUUUGUUUGAUAUGUUGAGAUGUCAUUGCUACAGUGAAAAGCUGAGUUGCUGAGAAAUAUUAGUUCUAAAAGUAACAGUAUGCUGAAUCAUUGUUUGUCUGUUAUGUUGAUGCAGUUGGUGCAGUAUAGAUGGUUACUCACCUCGAGUUCAAACUACAGAGCAUGUUUUCAAAAUAUGUUUUUAAAAUAUGUACAUUUUUCUUCUUCUUUUUUUUAAAGAAGGGGGAUGUAAUAUUCAUGUAUCAGCAUACUGAAUUGUAAUUGGAUGCGUUCUACCGUGGUAUCAUACUGCGCUAUGAUUGGUUAAGACCACCCAGGUGGUGAGGUCAUCUUUUAAGAUGAUCAUGGCCGGAGACACAUGAACAUGCCAGUCAUGUCUAGUUAAUAAAGAGCUACGUUUAUAAAGAUCCUGUCGUGCUGCAUUGGAUUAUUUUGUAUAAAGCAUACAAAACAAGAUACUUGGCACAUGCGCUCUAGCCAACAGCUGGCAGAUACAGUGCGGCUAGCCUAGUUUACACGAUGAGAUUAUUACGGAGAAUAUUUGUAUUUGUCAAACGGCAGUCAAUCGUCAUGUCACCAGAAUAAGACCCUCGAUAUUUAUUGGAAAGGAGCAUCAAGAUCACAGUGAACUUUCACCACCUUGUGAAGUUCAUCAUAAUUUAUUUAAUCUGUAGCCUAAUAAACCGCAUGGUUUUCCGAGUUGUAGUGGGAGGACCACACAACAUAUCAUCGCGUGACUCCCAAGUUUACUUCGAUACGAUGGUUAUAUCAAUAUUUGUGCAUAAAGUUGUUUCCACCACCAUUUAUUGCAUAAUUAAUUUUACAGACACAAAAAAAAUCCCACAGUGUCAAACGAACUAAUUAUCUGUCGGCAUUUAUAAAAUUUUAACAAAACUUCCUGUUUCUAUCACAGCUGUUGUGUUUUUGUUUUUUUUAUACGGUAUGACUUUAUUCACAUAAAAACUGUGGCUGGAAAUGUGGUUACUGGCUGACAUAACAAGAGAAAAAUAGCUGAUGCACAACCAACUUCCUAGUGCCCUUAGUCACCACUUAUCUAGUUUAUGCCCGGAACUGGUCCUGGGGACGGAAAAGCUGCUUUUUAACAUAUUGAAUUACAAUUUUUUUGGAAGGAAAGUUAUUUAACUCAUAUUGUAAUUAAUUAUAGGUCAUUUACAUUUACAUUUACGUCAUUUAGCAGACGCUCUUAUCCAGAGCGACUUACAAAUUGGUGCAUUCACCUUAUAGCCAGUGGGAUAACCACUUUACAAUGUUUUUUUAUAUAUAUAUUUCAUAGCAAUCUGGAAACACUGCACAGUUACUUUAAAUACAAGGCUGAGUCGGUGUGGCAUUGUUAGCGAUAGCCUUGGUUAGCGUGAGAAUGUUCGUAUUGCUUUGCCAGGUUGAGGGUUGCCACAGGGGAUACCCAAGGCUAACGUAACGUUGCCAUCAUUACGUAACGUAGACAUGUACCGUUAGCAUGGUCGUAUCAGGUUGUGGAAGCAGCAGAGAGGGCCAACAGUAACACAUUUAAUGCUGGUGAGGUUUAUAAGCUACAGGAAAGACAAGGCUCACAUGGUGACCCAUCUUUGGUUAACAUUAGAGACCCGUAAACGUUCUUAAUUCUUAAGGGCCAUUUAUUCAAGGCUCAGAGCAGUGUUUCCCAUAGAUUACAUCCUCAACGGGGCACAAGGGGGCAGCAAACACCAAAUUGUUCAAUAGAAACGACUUGAUAGCAAAGGUUUUUAGACAGGGGGUAAGAGAGCUAGGUGGGUUGCCCCGUUUAUGUAAUGGUAGGGGAAACACUGUCUCAGAGAACACAGGGAGGAUCAGUAUUGCUGGAAAGAUCAAGGCCUAUUUCACUAUGUUCUUUCAAACCCACAAGUCACAAUACAUAAAAAAACAUCACUAUAUUUUCCCCCUAACUUUCUCCCUUAUGGAAUCGACUUGGAAAGAAACUUACCAUCAGGGCAUUUGUCAUGCAAUACUUUUUCUUAACUCCUCAGAGUUCUAAGCCUCCCUCUCUUUCUGAGAUAAUAGAAUAACAGAAUAAUACAAAUACAUGUUUGUUCCUGAUUCUUUCAGUAAUAUAAAUGUAACAUACUUAAUGCAUAAUACAUGUUCCCCUUGUUCCUGAAAUGUCUUAGUGUUCUUACAAUGUUCAUAUAGUUAUUUACUGCAACUCUCUCUCUUUUCUGUUACUUGCUGUCAGAGCAUGCCACUGUAACCAUGACAAUCGUUAACUAUGACAACGGCCCAAACUGAUCCCAUCUGUGCCCAAUCAAAACUGUGUCCCCAAAGGGUGGAAAGGAAAGCUCAGUUUCUCAGUCGGGUCUGAAACCAAACCCUCAGCCUCUGUCUCAGCCUGAUGCUUUGUAGGGGAGAGGAACACUGGUUCUAUUACUUGGGACUGAACAAAAAGACUGGACACAGAGAGAGCAGAAGAGAGAAGCCUUUCCCAGCCCAAAGACCGUCUCUAGCUGCAGUGGCUGGAGAGAACCACAAGGGGGUGCUGUGGUCAGUGAAGCUGAAUAUAGAAGGGGCUAG
This is a messenger RNA of Coregonus sp. 'balchen', 20636 nucleotides long. The record is from the annotation of a GenBank genome assembly. Lineage: Eukaryota; Metazoa; Chordata; Actinopteri; Salmoniformes; Salmonidae.